Molecule: messenger RNA, 2375 nt
Organism: Monopterus albus (swamp eel)
Lineage: Eukaryota; Metazoa; Chordata; Actinopteri; Synbranchiformes; Synbranchidae
Gene: itk
Product: IL2 inducible T cell kinase
Exons: 19
Coding region: 173-2005 (610 amino acids)
Biological process (GO): intracellular signal transduction; protein phosphorylation
Molecular function (GO): ATP binding; protein binding; protein kinase activity
Source: RefSeq, a predicted model, not a curated record
GGCGGCAGGGCACUAACCUGCUGUGGUUCACCCAUGAUGCUGGCCUGAAACAGUAACAACAGGAUGUGGUUUACAAGAUGCAACAGCGCUAUGCCGGAAGCUCCACAGCGUUUAUCAAGUGAUCAUCCACUACUUUUUUCUGUCGCUUGCCAGGGUGAUUUUAAAGGGAACUAUGAUCAAAAAAUCACAGCAAAAGAAAAGAACAUCACCUAGUAACUACAAGGAGAGAUUUUUUGUGUUGGACACCCAAGACCUGAAGUAUUCUGAGCGCCGUCCGGGGAAAAAGCCCAUGUUGAAAGGCUGCAUCGAGCUGUCCAGAAUUAAAUGUGUGGAGAUGGUGUGUAGUGAUAGCCCCAUACCAUGCAGCUAUAAGUACCCUUUUCAGAUCUUUCAUGACAGUCAUUACCUUUACAUUUUUGCCCCAGACAAUGAUACGCGUCAGAGAUGGGUCAGAGCUCUCAAAGAGGAGACAAAGAAUAACAAUUUGGUUACAAAAUACCACACAAACUUCUGGAUGGAUGGGAAAUGGAGAUGUUGCCAACAAACAGAGAAACUGGCAGCAGGUUGUCAUAUAUAUGACCCUGUGUGUUAUGCUUCUAAAAAACCACUCCCUCAGCUCCCGGAUCCAGAGAGGGAAGUGCAGGAAUUGGGGCAGAGGAUGGUCAUCGCUCUGCAAGAUCAUAAGCCGCUGGGAGACGACGACUUGCCUCUUCAGAAAGACCAGGAAUAUGUCUUGAUUAACAGCUCUCGUCCUGACUGGUGGAUCAUAGAGGAUGACCAGGGGAACACAGGCUUUGUGCCCAGUAUUUACGUAGCUGAGAAAUCUGGCAAAAACUUUGAGAGAUUUGUAUGGUACAACAAAAAUAUAACCAGAGGGGAAGCAGAGGAGCUGUUAAUGAAAGAGGGAAAAGAAGGUGCAUUCAUGGUGCGUGACUCAAGACAGGCGGGAGUCUACACCGUGUCAGUCUUCACCAAAGCACCUGGGUCAAAUGGGGAGAAGAAUCCAAGAGUGAAACAUUAUCAAAUCAGGCAGAGAGAAGAAAAAGAGCCAGCAUUUUACUUGGCUGAAAAGUACCUGUUCAGCACCAUUCCUGAGCUCAUACAUUACCACCAACACAAUGCUGCAGGUCUGAUAACACGCCUGAGGCACCCCAUCUCUCAAGGUGGAGGCUUCUCCCAGGACAUUGCUGACCUCUCAAAAGAGGAGUGGGAAGUGGAUCCUGACGAGCUGACUCUGGGUCAGGAGAUAGGCAGCGGUCAGUUUGGGCUUGUCCUGGAGGGGAGGUGGAGGGAGAUGAAGGUGGCAGUGAAGAUGAUAAGAGAACAGUGCAUGUCAGACGAGGAAUUUAAAGAAGAGGCAAGAAUCAUGAUGAGGCUGUCUCACUGUAAGCUGGUUCAGCUGUACGGUGUGUGCACCCAACGCUCUCCUAUGUGUCUUGUGUUUGAGCUAAUGAAAAAUGGCUGUCUGUCUAACUACCUGAGAACCAAGAAAGGCCAUUUGUCUCAGGACUUGAUGUUGAGGAUGUGUCUGGAUGUCACUGAGGGGAUGGCUUACCUGGAGAGCUCCAACUUCAUCCACAGGGAUCUGGGUGCCAGGAACUGUCUUGUUUCAGAGAACAAUGAGGUGAAAGUGUCUGAUUUUGGCAUGACCAGAUUUGUUCUUGAUGAUCAGUACACAAGUUCCCAGUGCUCCAAGUUCCCUGUCAAGUGGUCGGCCCCAGAGGUCAUCAGAUACAGCAAGUACAGCAGCAAGUCUGAUGUCUGGUCAUUCGGUGUACUAAUGUGGGAGGUGUAUAGUGAAGGCCGUCUUCCUUACGAGAACCGCUCCAAUGGUGAGGUGGUGGAGUCGUUGAAUGCAGGCCUGAGGCUCCUGAAGCCACGGUUGGCCCCAGACGCGGUCUACCUGCUCAUGGAGUGGUGCUGGAAGGAGAGGCCAGAUGAUCGUCCAUCCUUUGCUGCCCUCUUCUAUGAGCUGAACUCCCUUUUAACCUGUGAACCAAAAUAAGAUUUGAGGAUGCCAAUUUUAAAAAAUAGCUUUAUUUAUUUAAUUUAUUGAUCGAAAUGUUUUUCGAAUGCCUAUGAAGUUGUUUCAUUUGAUUAUCAUUAUUACAACAUUUACAAAACACAAGACAAUUUAAAAUCUCUGGAUUUAGCACUUUAUCUGUUUUAUAGCUCUGUAAACAACUCGUGAAAAGCUCAUACAGUCCACUGACACAGCAUCAGCUUCUCACUGCAUGUUUAUGUAAAUGUUUCCAAUAGUCUAUAAGAUCUCUGUACAUUCAAGUUGAGAUGUUUGCUUUGUUUAAUCUACUGUUAAUUAAAUGAAUCCUUUCUUAUUAGACAAAUCUUUUCUUUUUCUCAUGCUUCCUACACAU